AUGGCGGUCCUCCCCGUUUUCAAAUUAGCAACGCUUCUGCUCAGGACUAUGUCUAAGCCCAUCGCCAGUAGGCUCAAGAAAGAUGCUGGUCUCCACCCUAAAUUCCGUGAUUUCAUCAUCAACGCCGCUCAGGCGAAUCAUCGCUUCUCAACUACUUUGCAAAGACGACUAUAUGGAGUAACACGUUUUGAUCUACCAAUCCCUAAAUUGAAUGAAGAAAAGGCUGUACAGGCAGCUGCUGAUAUGCUUGGAGAGCUUUUUGUGUUCACUGUGGCUGGAUUGGCCAUAAUCUUUGAGGUGCAAAGGAACUCGAGAUCAGAGGCUAGGAAGGAGGAAAAGCGCAGGCAAGAACUAGAGGUCCUGAACCAAAAGAACCAAGCUCUAUCAGCAGAAGUUGAUGUUUUAAGGAAGCAGUUGGAUGAAGUUGCACUUCUGAAAAGCAAAUUGGCAGAAGUGGAGGUUAUUGCCAAAGGAUGCAGUCAUAAGAACAUGUUCCAGUUCUGGCAGAAAACUGCUGAGAAGACCACUGUAAACUGA
This is a messenger RNA of Oldenlandia corymbosa var. corymbosa, 537 nucleotides long. The record is from the annotation of a GenBank genome assembly. NCBI's taxonomy places the organism in Eukaryota, Viridiplantae, Streptophyta, Magnoliopsida, Gentianales, Rubiaceae.